Messenger RNA from Mycetomoellerius zeteki, 1971 nucleotides. RefSeq names its product proclotting enzyme. Lineage: Eukaryota; Metazoa; Arthropoda; Insecta; Hymenoptera; Formicidae. The record is from RefSeq and is a predicted model, not a curated record. The transcript has 6 exons. The coding region runs from base 133 to 1680 and encodes 515 amino acids. Gene Ontology annotation, molecular function: serine-type endopeptidase activity. Gene Ontology annotation, biological process: proteolysis.
UACCUGGCAGGGUACCCCGCCGGUAAUUCGCGCACGUGGACCUGGAAGUCCCGUGUUUCACGCACUGCUCGUUGUUUCUUUUCGCGGUACUUUGAGUUCCUCGCACGCAAUACAAUUCUGACAGCUCGGAAUAUGAAUAAACGGUCACAUAGACCGUUGCCGUUCGCGAUGCUGGUGCUGGUGCUCGUGGUGCAGGUGAUCACGACGAUCGUACCCGCGGCGACUAUCGGACCACUGUCCAGAUCACUGAACUUCGACGACGUUCGCCCGGAAGAGGACGACAACGCCAUCGUCGUCGAAGCCGCAAUCGAUCCAGAUCAAUUCGAAUCGAGGGAGAGUCGGGGUAUUCUUUGGAACGGAGCUACGGCUCGCGAGACUUGCCUGACUUCAAAAGGCGAAGUCGGUCGGUGCACGACCUUCAAGGAAUGCUAUCCGUACUUCAAAAUACCCGACCUCGGUGCUUUGGACGGCUGGGUCCUUGGUGUUUACGACACAUGCAGCUAUAUCCGCGAGGAUGGAAACCCGAGCUUCGGGAUCUGUUGCUCGAAUUUACAUCCCUUCGUCACGCCUGACCCCGAUAACUGCGACAAUCCUACUGCAGACAAUCCGCAAGUGGAGGACAAUAAGAAGAAAAGCGAAAACGCGGAGAUAGCACGACCUCAAGCUGUACCUACUUGGCCACCUCAGGUUCCCACACAUCCGCCCGAUCACACGAUACCGCCACUUCCGACUCAUCCACCUUCGCCUGGUCUACCGACGUAUUCAACUACGCAUUCAACUACGUAUUCAACUACGUUGAAACCAAGUAGCACAAGCUCUAAGAGACCCAGCGUCGCUACUACGUGGCCGACGAAGAAGCCGGAAUGGUGGAUCACGUCGUCGACGGCCCCGUCGACGACCAACAAGUCCCCGAUCAACGACGACAAUCUCUCGCAGUGCGGUGCCAAGAAUGGCAAUCAAGAUCAAGAGCGUAUUGUUGGAGGGAAAAAUGCAGACCCGGGCGAAUGGCCGUGGAUGGUCGCGCUCUUUAACGGUGGACGACAAUUCUGCGGUGGAUCGCUCAUUAAUAACAAGCAUGUGUUGACGGCAGCGCACUGCGUUGCAAAUAUGAAUUCUUGGGAUGUUGCGAGGUUGAUAGCGCGCCUAGGUGACCAUAAUAUUAAAACGAAUAACGAGAUUCGUCACAUCGAGAAACGCGUGAAGAGAGUCGUGAGGCACAAAGCCUUCAACUCUCGUACACUCUACAACGACGUGGCACUUCUUACGCUAAGCGAGCCCGUGGAAUUCACCGAACAAAUACGACCUAUCUGUCUUCCUAGCGGAUCGCAAUUGUAUUCCGGCAAGACGGCGACCGUUAUUGGAUGGGGUUCUCUGAGAGAAAGUGGGCCGCAACCAGCGAUUUUGCAAGAAGUUUCAAUACCAGUGUGGUCAAACAGCGAAUGUAAAUUGAAAUACGGUGCGGCGGCACCAGGUGGUAUAGUUGACAGUUUCUUAUGCGCUGGUCGAGCUACUAAGGAUUCAUGCUCGGGCGACAGCGGAGGACCUUUAAUGGUGAACGAUGGUCGCUGGACACAAGUCGGUAUUGUAUCAUGGGGUAUAGGCUGUGGUAAAGGACAAUAUCCAGGCGUGUACACAAGAGUGACACACUAUUUGUUGUGGAUUUAUAAAAAUUUAAAGUAGAAGACAGCACACGUAUCUACCGCCACGUUUCUUUCGCACUGUCGCUGUUUCUUCGACAAGAAAGAUUGUCGAAGAAACGCAGAAUCGAUCAUACUCGCUUCGAAAAAUGUGAUAAAAACCGUCGAGCCCUAAAGAGCUUCAUAGCGAUAUUUAAAAAAUAUCCGUUUUUAUAGUUAAAAGCGAAAACAUAUCGCUUCUCUAAGAAAAUUUGAUACUACGUUAAUUUUUUUUUAAUUACGUGACAUUUUAAGUUUCAUGUCAUCGCGCUCUAUACGUUCUCUCAUCGUUAAA